GGAACUUUACCCUGUCAGAAGUUGUUUUUUCCGAGUACAACGGAACGCAGCACCAACGCUACAUGUAGAAUACUACAUGUCCCAUGAUACACUCUGGUGUUUCCACAAAUAUUCAGAUUCCAGAUAGGUUUCUGUCGCGCAUUUUCAAUUCAGUCAUACACGGCGAAAUACAAGCAAUGCACCUUUAUAAAUAAUCGCUUGGCUGCUGCUGUAACACAUGUCUGAAGCGGAGUGAGCGAGGACAGAGGAGAGGACGCAAGGGACAGAUCAGGAACUCACCGAGAGCGGCAGAGCAGCACAGACCGUGUCCAGCACUUCGCAGGUCAACAGUGCCAACACUGAGCAUCAUGUUCACAGAGGUGCUGGUUGCUCUGGUGAUUGGAGGACUGAUCUUCUUCCUGGUUCAGAUGAACAAGACCCAGGUUCUGAAGACAGAAGAUGGCUGGUGGGGGGCCGGAGCACCCCUUGAUGGUGGGGACGACGUCACCAUCCGUCCCUUUAAAGUCACCACCAGUGAUGAAGAGCUGGAGGACCUGUACAGGAGGAUAGACCAGACUCGCCCUGUUCCUUCACUAGAGGACAGCCAGUUUAACUAUGGCUUCAACUCCCAGUACCUGCAGAAGGUGGUGUCUUACUGGAGAAAUGACUUUGACUGGAGGAGACAAGUGGACAAACUCAACCAACACCCCCACUUCAAAACCACCAUCGAAGGCAUUGAUAUCCAUUACCUGCAUGUGAAGCCCAAGAAGGUGCCACAGGGAACCACUCCCAUUCCUCUGAUAAUGGUGCAUGGCUGGCCCGGCUCUUUCUAUGAGUUCUAUGGGUUGAUUCCUCUGCUGACAGAACCAUCAGACCCACAUGACCUUGUGUUUGAGGUGGUGUGUCCCUCCAUUCCAGGGUACGGUUUUUCUGAAGCACCACACAAAAAAGGCUUUGAUUCAGUUUGUGCGGCGCGCAUCUUCCACAAACUGAUGAAGCGUCUGGGCUUCCAGCAGUUCUACGCUCAUGGAGGAGACUGGGGCUGGCUAGUCACCACCAACAUGGCUCAGCUGGAGCCCAAGACUAUCAAAGGCUUGCAUGUGAACUUUGCCCCACCCUCCAAGCCGGGGCUGCUCAUGACUUUAUCCAUCAUGCUGGGCCGUCGCUUCCCAAAACCUUUUGGUUUUACUGACAUGGAUAUCAAGGGUCUCUUCCCCUGUAUGGAGAAAAUGGUGGUGGAGUCCAUCAAAGAGUCUGGCUACAUGCACAUCCAGGCCACCAAGCCUGACACUGUGGGUCGAGGACUGAAUGAUUCUCCAGUGGGUCUGGCUGCCUACAUUCUGGAAAAGUUCUCCACGUGGACGAACCGCGACUUCAGGAACCUGCAGGAUGGAGGACUCACCAGGAAGUUUUCUCUGGAUGACCUGUUGACUAAUGUGAUGAUCUAUUGGACGUCUGGCUGCAUCAUUCCCUCCAUGAGGUUCUACAAGGAAAACUUUAGUAAAGGCCUCGACGAACCUCAUGCUAAGAUGCCAGUCUACGUCCCCACUGGAUUUGCCUGCUUCCCAAACGAGCUCAUGCACACUCCCAAACUGUGGGUCAAACAGAAAUACCGUAAACUCCUGACCUUCACACCCAUGGCCCGUGGUGGCCAUUUUGCUGCCAUGGAGGAGCCCCAGCUGAUGGCCGAGGACAUCCAGAACUUCACUAAGACGGUGGAGAGGAAAAAUAAAUAGUAGCUUGUAGAAAAUGGUAGUUUGGCAUUGAAGUAUUGUUAAGCAGGUGGAUAAAUGGGAGGUAAAAAGAACACAGUGAUAGGAAUGGACAGAUGGUGGGAACAGGUGGAUUGGACAGGAAUCAGAAAAGAUGAUGUGAAAAUAAGCAGAGGAAGUGGGAGACUAUAAAAACAAUAUGAGCUAGUUUUGGAGCUACUGUUCAGACUUUCUGUCUCAAGCUUUCGCCUUUAAUUUUUUAAAUAUCUUAUACACAAGUUAUAUUGAAAAGAACAGUGAACUGUAUUUACUAUGCCCAUCACCUGUUGGUCCAUAGUAGUAUUGACCAAUCACGUCUGAGUAGGUUUAAGUUGCAUACAGUCUGUGUGGAGAAAAAACAAAAGAGGUGGAACACUUUGGCUGAAAUGCAAUCUGGGAACCCAUCUAACCCAGCUAUUAUCUGAUGAUUUAGCUUUUAAUGAACUUUAUUAGCUUUUUAAAAAUGUAACUUCAUUCAUACACAGAUAUCUGUUUAUAGAGAUUAGCAGAUAUGUGUCUUUCUUAGUUGCUAAUUGGACUGCAGAGGAAGUCUUGGCCCAGACGUCUUUCUAUCCUUUUAUCCGUUAUCUGUUUUCUGGAUAUUCGCUGUCUACACAGAGAGCCCAGAAUGAUAGGCAUUGAGUUCUAGAAUUGGUCCUUAACAAACAAAUUCACUACACCUGUCACCUUCAUUUUAAAGUCGGGAACCAGCAUCUAUUCAUUCUGUCUUCAGUGAGUUCUCUGAGUUCUGCCUUCCGCUGAACUCCUCUCAGCCUUGUAGUGUUGAACAGUUCAUGCAGCUGCAAAUGGGAGGUCAGGAGGGUACUUGUUGUUAUUGUGUUGACAGCCUGAACAAGGUGCCAGGCAUUCCUCUGACUGAUAGCAGGAACCCUCUUUACUUAAGCCACACUACACACGUGCUGCCAUGUCAUUGCCUUGAACCUUUAUGUUUCAUUUUCCUGUAUUCUUCCUUUCAAAUGUAUCCAGAACUAAUUUUAGUUUAUUUCUUGAAUGUAUACCACAGUUAAUAACAACAUAGCCGUGCCUUUAAUAUAUAUGUUUAAUGUAUUUAAAAUGUUUUUGACAUUUAAUGCUUUGAUAUAAUAUUAGUCCAGGUUUAGGGGCAUGAUAGCCUAAUAUGAGAGCAACAAUUCUGAAGAGUUGAAUCAUUAUCAGCGCUCAUCAUGUUGAUCUUGAAGAUGUUGAAGACAAGUUUUUUUCUGAAAAUGAUUUACAUAAAUAAUGAAGUAUAUUUCAUUAUUAAGAGUGAAAAGACAUUUUCACAAUAUGGACAUUUAGAGUGUAUAUCUACACUUUUUGCCACUGCUAUGUUUUGUCUUCUGCCAUACCAUUUUAAAUCGGAUAUCUUGGAUUGACCAAAUAAAAUUGAGACUGAGUAGUG
Messenger RNA from Larimichthys crocea (large yellow croaker), 3132 nucleotides. RefSeq names its product epoxide hydrolase 1, microsomal (xenobiotic) (gene ephx1). Gene Ontology annotation, molecular function: epoxide hydrolase activity. NCBI's taxonomy places the organism in Eukaryota, Metazoa, Chordata, Actinopteri, Sciaenidae. The transcript is spliced from 9 exons. The coding region runs from base 348 to 1715 and encodes 455 amino acids. The record is from RefSeq and is a predicted model, not a curated record. Gene Ontology annotation, biological process: epoxide metabolic process.